ACUUGGGGUGGUGGAGUGAGUGAAGUCAAGGCGGCUCAUAUGAUCUCAAGAACUCAAACCACACCCCAAUCUCAGACUAUAAGAAACCCUCUGCCACAUUGCUCUCAAGAUGAACAAAAUGGAGUCCCAUCGAUGCUCCUCCCUCUUCCUUCUCCUCUUUCUUUCCAUACUCUUUGUCGGGGCUUUCGCAUCAGGGCAUAUCUUUGAAUCUACAAUUCUUCAGGUCCAAAAAGCUUGUCCAGUGAAUUUUGAAGUUGCGAACUACACCAUCAUCACAGGCAAGUGCAAGGGGCCUAAAUACACAGCCAAUAUUUGCUGCUCAGCUCUUGCAGAAUUUGCGUGCCCCUAUGCCAAAUAUCUGAAUGAUUUAACCAAUAAUUGUGCUUCAACUAUGUUCACUUAUAUUAAUCUGUAUGGAAAAUAUCCUCCUGGCCCUAAAGCUAAUUGAGCUUCUCCCCAAAGAAGUUGUGUAUCAAUUCUCGUGAAGAAGAAUAAGCGUUGAUGUACAAUCGGGUCGUGUUAUGAGUAGUAUGGAACAGGCUGUUCGUGUUCGUUGUGUGAACAAGAUGGCUUUCGGGCUAAAUAUUGCUAGUGUUCGUGCUUAUGUGUUGUGUAUUGUGGAAUCGUUGGUAUAAGCUUUGAAGGCAAGAAUAAGUUAGACUGCAAUUUCAGUAACAUUUUUAUACUAAACUGGAAAACAAAGAACACAAAAAGAGAUGGCCAUUGUUCUAAAACACAGAACAAUGCUUGGAGGAAUUAAAGAAGCAAAAGCUCAGAUUUCCUGAGUAAUUACUUAAUAUGCAUAAAACAAACCUACAUUUUCAAC
Cucurbita maxima (winter squash) is the source of this 826-nucleotide messenger RNA. RefSeq names its product GPI-anchored protein LLG1-like. The coding region runs from base 110 to 448 and encodes 112 amino acids. Lineage: Eukaryota; Viridiplantae; Streptophyta; Magnoliopsida; Cucurbitales; Cucurbitaceae. The transcript has 3 exons. The record is from RefSeq and is a predicted model, not a curated record.